UUCAUCCUAGAGCUCCACUUUUGAUUGGUCAUGUUUGAGGAUCCAAAGGUCUUUACAAUGUUCAACCUGAACAACAGAACUGGAUCCCAGUGCAAGGUACACAAAACCCACCUUCCCUGACCUCUACCUGCUUGCUAUAGUUCGUGCCAAAGAGGAACUUCUGAGAGGCACACUCCAUUUUUGUUCUUCUUUGCUCCAAAAGAAAAUAAAAAAGAAAAGUUCUCUCUUCUCCGUCUUAAGAUGGCACAGCAAAAGGUGGUCCUGAAGAUUCUGGCCAUGAAUGAUGAGAAGACAAAGCAGAAAGCAAUAGAGGCUGCCGCGGACAUCUACGGCAUUGAUUCAAUAGCUGUGGAUCUGAAGCAACAGAAGAUGACCAUCAUAGGUGAGAUGGACACGGUGGCGAUUGCGAAAAAGUUGAAGAAAUUUGGAAAGGUUGAUAUUAUAUCAGUUGGGCCAGCCAAAGAAGAAAAGAAGCAAGAGAAGAAAGAAGAAAAGAAGGAAGGGAAGAAAUGAAAUAUUGCGGCAUAUUGAUGCUAGCCUUAGAGUCUUUUCUCCUAAUAAACCGAGAAACUGUUUUUUUCUUUUUUUUUCUUUUGGUAGAACUGAGAAACUGUUUCUGAGUGCUCUGGAAUAGCAGUAUGAAGUUUUAGAAUACAAAUAUCUUCCCCAUCGUGAUCUCAACCUUAUCACUGCCAACAUUAGUCCAGCUAAGUGGGCAAGGAAAUGCUGUUUGCCUU
Messenger RNA from Elaeis guineensis (African oil palm), 737 nucleotides. RefSeq names its product heavy metal-associated isoprenylated plant protein 39. NCBI's taxonomy places the organism in Eukaryota, Viridiplantae, Streptophyta, Magnoliopsida, Arecales, Arecaceae. The record is from RefSeq and is a predicted model, not a curated record. Gene Ontology annotation, molecular function: metal ion binding.